AUGGCCUCUACCCCAGUUCUCGUUCUCCCCGGUCGACGACGCGUAUUCGCGUCUGUAUUCUCGCCAACAUCACCAGAUGACUUCAGGACCGCCACCCUUACAACGAACGACCCAUGGCCAGACCAAGACACCUGGGAUCGGGCAUGGCACGCAGCAACUACGUUUCUCAUGAUCCCAGAUAAUGGAUUUAUUCUUGGGAAACGCCUUAGCGAAAUCGAGUUCCUCCGAUUAUCGAAUCGCCAUAAAGCACCGUCCAAGGAGGUUGCGGACGCGUUGGUCUAUCUAACGGGCGAAGGGCGGGAGGCUCGUGCGGACGGAGAAGAGCACAAUAUAAUUGAUUGGUAUGGGAAUGAGAUACGACGACAUUUCCUAAAGAAUUUUAGAGAUGGAUUGUUCAAGCUCUUGAAUGAUCCCGAGAAAGAGGAAUUGCUGCAGAAGGUCGUGCACUGUCUGCAGCUGGCGCGGAGGGUAUAUUUUGCUCCUCUUAUGGAAUAUGUUCUACCGUUGCUGGACUCCACAGAGCAAGAGAAGGUGUUUAUUAAAUUGCGCCGUGAGUUCCAUAUGAUGGUUUCCCACGGGCUACCGUGGUCGCAGGUAUCGGUGUUGCUUACGCGCGAGCUUACGAAGGAGAUACUGGUUAUACUGGGUAUUGAUACGUUGAGCCAGCUGGGGGAUGUGAAUGAGGCUGCGAGUGUGGAUAAUAUGGAGGUUGACAGGCAGCACUCGGUUUCCUACCGAGACUGGAGAGAUGAACCAUCCGCCGAAAUCCGGAUGCAGAUGAUGACGGAAAGCGAGGAUGCACAGGUUAAUGCAGCUCGUGACCGACUCCUGUCACUACUCACCGGUCUCCAGCUGGUUGGUAUGGGCGGGGACAAAGCCCAGAAAGUCUUCGCGGAUGUCAUGAAUACGAUGGUGACGGAAUUUGUGCGGGCGGCAUAUACAGGUCAGUGGGAGGGCCCAUCUCUGGUUUCAGAGCAUCUACGACAAUGGAUAGAGAAUGUAUUCGCUCGGCUAGUGGUACAGGUUCUGGCUAUCAUCAACGUCCCGGGAUCUGGGGACAAAAAGCCGGACAGUCUCGAUGUUUCUCUGAGCGACGUGGACAAGUGGCAAGAGAUUGCAAUUGCUCGAUUAGGCGCUCUUCGGACAGGGGAACUCUUCGAGAUUACGGUGGAGUGGCCUGCAACUAGUGGUGCCAUUGAAGAUCUACGGCACUUCAUAACGUAUUCAGCGGGACGGAUUCAUUUGACGCACUGCUUUGCUGCGGUACUCAUUCGACGGCUUCUACAUCCGGGCGCCUCCACCGUCGAGAUCUUACAGCUGUAUAUUUCUAUCAUUCGAGCGUUCAAUCUCCUUGAUCCCAAGGGUGUUCUGCUGGAUCGGGUAGCCCGACCUAUUCGUCGAUACCUGCGCGAUCGCGAUGACACAGUUAAAGUCAUUGUCGGCGGUCUUCUGGCCGACCCAGCUAACGCCGAUGGACACACUGCUACUGGCGGAGACACGCUAGUAGAGCUGUCGGCCGAAUUGGCCAAGGCGCACCAGAACUCGCUGAGGAAUGAAACCGGCGAAUUAGACUGGGAUGACAUGAACUGGGUCCCAGAUCCAAUCGACGCAGCGGCUGACUACCGGAAAUCCAAGGCGUCUGAUGUCAUAGGAAGUUUGAUCAGUCUUUUCGAAUCUAAAGAGACAUUCGUCAAGGAAAUGCAGAGCAUGCUGGCAGAGCGUCUGCUAGAGAAGCGGACGGAAUUCGAGCAGGAGUUGUCCGUCCUUGAGCUUCUCAAAGUGCGCUUUGGCGACAGCGCCUUGCAGGCAUGUGAGGUUAUGAUGCGCGACAUCUUCGAUUCCCGACGAGUGGAUGCGGUCGUGCGAAACGACCAAGGGCUGGCUGGUGCAUCGACUGCCCAAUUGCCUGGAACUCCUGACAAUAACGCCUCCCAGCAGCCAGAUCUCCAUGCAAAGAUCCUUUCACACUUCUUCUGGCCGGAGCUUCAGGAGCAGGAGUUCAAGGUGCCGAGGGAUAUCGCCGAGCUGCAGCAACGAUACUCGGCGGGCUUUGCGUCACUCAAGCAGUCUCGCAAACUGACAUGGCUGAACGGAUUGGGCCAGGUGACCGUUGAGCUUGAUCUCGAGGACCGGGUAUUCGUGGACGAGGUUACAACGUGGCAAGCCACCGUGAUCUACGCAUUCGAUUCGGCGUCGAGUAAGAGGGACACUCGCACCGUCGACGAGCUAGCGCGUGACUUGGAGAUGUUGGCGGCCUUGGUCCGCAGCGCGUGCCUCUUCUGGGUCAGCAAGCGCAUUCUAACCGAAGUGCAGCGGGAUACAUUCCGCGUGCUGGAGGUUCUCCCCAGUGAAGACGAGGAGAUCCCUGGCAAUCGAUCCGCCACCGAGAUGGGAGACGCAUCGACCGAGCCCACGCACGCUGCCGCGGCCGCCGAUGCGGCGGCGGCGGCGGCGGCGAAGGAAUCUGCGGAGGCAGCGGCCAUGGAGAAGAUGAAUCUGUAUUGGCAAUUCAUCGUGGGGAUGCUGACCAACCAGGGAGCCAUGCCUUUGCAGCGGAUUGUGAUGAUGUUGAAGAUCGCGGUGCCUGGAGGCUUCCCCUUUAGCAACGAAGAACUGCGCGAGUUCCUCGCAGGUAUGGUAUCCAAGGGGAAGAUCGAGAUCGUCAGUGGAGGAAACUAUCGAAUUGUACAAUAA
Aspergillus tanneri is the source of this 2694-nucleotide messenger RNA. RefSeq names its product anaphase promoting complex subunit 2. Gene Ontology annotation, biological process: ubiquitin-dependent protein catabolic process. The record is from RefSeq and is a predicted model, not a curated record. Gene Ontology annotation, molecular function: ubiquitin protein ligase binding. The transcript has 2 exons. Gene Ontology annotation, cellular component: anaphase-promoting complex. Lineage: Eukaryota; Fungi; Ascomycota; Eurotiomycetes; Eurotiales; Aspergillaceae. Bases 1 to 2694 code for a protein of 897 amino acids.